This is a messenger RNA of Daldinia decipiens, 925 nucleotides long. RefSeq lists its product as uncharacterized. NCBI's taxonomy places the organism in Eukaryota, Fungi, Ascomycota, Sordariomycetes, Xylariales, Hypoxylaceae. The record is from RefSeq and is a predicted model, not a curated record. Bases 174 to 824 code for a protein of 216 amino acids. The transcript has a single exon.
CCAAGUCUAUGAGCUGGCACGCUGAGCUGCAAUGCAUGCAGAACCGACCCCGCAAUCUCUGACGUAACUAGAAUGGUGAUGACCGGAUACAUAACCCGUUUAUACAAAUUGUAAUAAAUUCCCUCGCGUCUAUAUCAUUGCCUACAUUGUUGCCAUAAAAUUCAUAUGCCAAGAUGACAACCGAGAGAUCUGACUUGAGAGCAAGAACUCUCCCCCAGAUAUUGUUGGCCGACGGUUCCCCGCGUUCCCUGACGGCCCCGCCCCCGUCUCUAUCUCAAAUUCCGGCGGCAUCCCGGGCCCAGGAAAGAUUCCGUGUAACCGGAAACGCCAUCGUUACUGGCGGAGCCGGAGACUUGGGGUUUGCAGCUAGUCGGGCUCUCCUUGAACAUGGCGCAGCAGGGCUUAUGAUCUUCGACGUGAACCCAACGGAAGCACAAGCCAAAGUCGAUUUGCUCAGCUCCGAAUUCCCGGGUGCCAAGAUUCAGUUUCUGAAAGUCGAUGUGACGGAUGAAGAUGGCGUAGAUGCAGCAGUAGGCGAGACGGUCAGGCUAUUCGGGAAUAUCAAUACCUUGGUGAGUUUUGCCGGAAUGGUUGCCUGUGGACACGCUCUAGAUUGGUCGGCGAAGGACUGGAAUAGAGUAAUCAAUGUCAACACAAUUGGCGGGUUCCUUGUUGCUCGUGCGAUCGCUCGGACUAUGAUAGAACGCGGAAUCGGAGGGAGUAUGACAUUUAUAGCGAGUGUGUCAGCACAUAGAGUCAAUUUUCCUCAGCCGGUAUGUAGUAUCAUGGUCCAUGCCCCUUCCAUGCCAUAUUUUGUCACCUGAACUGAUUCUUAUUAUUACAGCAAGUAUCUUAUAAUGUCUCGAAAGCUGGAGUUGUAGCUAUGGUGAAGUCAUUAGCUGCGGAAUGGGCAAGGUACGGAAUU